Molecule: messenger RNA, 702 nt
Organism: Cuscuta europaea
Lineage: Eukaryota; Viridiplantae; Streptophyta; Magnoliopsida; Solanales; Convolvulaceae
Source: the annotation of a GenBank genome assembly
GGAGAUGUUUCUGCUUAUAUCCCUACUAAUGUAAUUUCUAUUACUGAUGGACAAAUAUUCUUAUCCGCCGAUCUAUUUAAUGCUGGAAUAAGACCUGCUAUUAAUGUGGGUAUCUCUGUUUCCCGAGUGGGGUCUGCAGCUCAAAUUAAAGCCAUGAAAAAGGUAGCUGGUAAAUUAAAAUUAGAACUCGCCCAAUUCGCUGAAUUAGAAGCCUUUGCCCAAUUUGCUUCUGAUCUUGAUCGAGCUAGUCAAAAUCAAUUAGCAAGAGGUCAACGAUUGCGCGAAUUGCUUAAACAAUCCCAAUCCGCUCCUCUGACGGCGGCAGAGCAAAUUAUUACUAUUUAUGCUGGAAUAAAUGGGUAUCUUGAUUCAUUAGAACUUGGACAGAUCAGCAAAUUUCUUAUUGAGUUAUAUACUUACUUCAAAACUAAUAAACCUCAGUUCCAAGAAAUCAUAUCGUCUACCAAUACAUUUACCGAUGAAGCAGAAGCCCUUUUGAAAAAAAGCUAUUCCGGACCAAAAGGAUCGGUUUCUACUUCAAGAAAAACUUUAAAUAAGUACUUCAAUCAAAAAAUUCAAACACAAUAGAAAGAUAUGGAAAAAUUGCGCCCAAUAGGAUUUGAACCUAUACCAAAGGUUUAGAAGACCUAUGUCCUAUCCAUUAGACAAUGGACGCUUUGGUGCUUCUUUUUUGCGUCUUAC